Molecule: messenger RNA, 6763 nt
Organism: Malaclemys terrapin pileata
Lineage: Eukaryota; Metazoa; Chordata; Testudines; Emydidae
Gene: DET1
Product: DET1 partner of COP1 E3 ubiquitin ligase
Exons: 5
Coding region: 90-1745 (551 amino acids)
Biological process (GO): positive regulation of proteasomal ubiquitin-dependent protein catabolic process; protein ubiquitination
Cellular component (GO): cullin-RING ubiquitin ligase complex; nucleus
Molecular function (GO): ubiquitin-like ligase-substrate adaptor activity; ubiquitin protein ligase binding
Source: RefSeq, a predicted model, not a curated record
CUUGGCGGAAAGAUGGCGGCGGCCAUAGAGUGACCGGACGGCGGAGGCGUCGGGAUCCCGCUGCGGCCCGGAGAGGGAACGAUGAAGUGAUGGAUCAUGACGCUCCGACCAUCAGGCCCCGCAGAAUCCAGAACCAGAAUGUCAUCCACCGCCUGGAGCGCCGAAGGAUCAGCUCUGGGAAGGCCGGCACCCACUGGCACCAGGUCCGGGUCUUCCACCAGAAUGUCUUCCCCAACUUUACGGUGGUCAACGUUGAGAAGCCGCCCUGCUUCCUGCGCAAGUUCUCCCCCGACGGGCGCUACUUCAUUGCUUUCUCCUCGGACCAGACCUCCCUGGAGAUCUACGAGUAUCAGGGCUGCCAGGCAGCAGAGGAUCUCCUGCAGGGUUAUGAGGGAGAGAUCUUGGCCAAUGGCAACGACCAAAGAUCUGUCAACAUCCGUGGGCGGCUCUUUGAACGUUUCUUCGUCUUGCUUCAUAUCACCAACGUGGCCUCCAAUGGUGAGCACUUGAACCGCGAGUGCAGUUUGUUCACAGAUGACUGUCGCUAUGUAAUUGUUGGCUCUGCUGCCUACCUGCCCGAGGAACCUCACCCCCCAUUUUUUGAGGUUUAUCGCAACAGUGAGUCGGUGACCCCUAAUCCCAGGUCCCCUUUGGAGGACUAUUCUCUGCAUAUCAUAGAUCUUCACACAGGUAGACUGUGUGACACAAGGACAUUCAAAUGUGACAAAGUCAUCUUGUCUCACAACCAGGGCCUAUACCUGUAUAAGAAUAUCUUGGCUAUUCUCUCCGUGCAGCAGCAGACUAUUCAUGUCUUUCAAGUGACACCUGAGGGCACAUUCAUUGAUGUACGGACUAUAGGUCGCUUCUGCUAUGAGGAUGAUCUCCUGACCCUCUCCGCUGUCUAUCCAGAAGUGCAGCGAGACACUCAGACAGGGAUGGCAAACCCGUACAAAGAGCCCUUCAUAAAUUCUCUGAAACACAGACUGUUGGUGUACCUGUGGAGGAGGGCAGAGCAGGAUGGAAGUGCGAUGGCAAAAAGGAGGUUCUUCCAGUACUUUGAUCAGUUGAGGCAGCUGCGCAUGUGGAAAAUGCAGCUGUUGGAUGAGAGCCAUCUGUUUAUUAAAUACACCAGUGAAGAUGUGGUCACACUGCGGGUGACAGACCCUUCACAGCCUUCAUUCUUUGUUGUGUACAACAUGGUGACCACAGAGGUUAUUGCUGUGUUCGAGAACACUUCGGAUGAGCUGCUGGAGCUCUUUGAGAACUUCUGUGACCUCUUCAGGAAUGCCACCCUGCACAGCGAGGCUGUCCAAUUUCCCUGCUCGGCUUCCAGUAACAACUUUGCCAGACAGAUCCAGCGCCGGUUUAAGGACACUAUUGUGAAUGCAAAGUAUGGAGGGCACACAGAGGCUGUGCGGAGGCUGCUGGGUCAGCUCCCAAUCAGCGCUCAGUCUUACAGCGGCAGUCCUUACCUUGACCUCUCCCUCUUCAGUUAUGAUGACAAGUGGGUGUCAGUCAUGGAACGGCCAAAGACGUGUGGAGAUCACCCCAUCAGAUUUUAUGCCCGGGAUUCUGGCCUUCUGAAGUUUGAAAUCCAAGCAGGACUCUUGGGCCGACCCAUCAAUCACACAGUACGACGCCUGGUUGCAUUCACCUUUCACCCCUUUGAGCCCUUUGCCAUCUCGGUGCAGCGGACUAAUGCAGAAUAUGUUGUUAAUUUCCACAUGAGGCACAGCUGCACAUAGUACAAUCCUGGGCUGGGGCAGCUGUUGCCAUCAUGGACACACCAAAGCCGGACACUCAUGCCUUCUAGGAAACCAAACCAUUGCUCACCUACAGAACCUGACCUGGAAGCCCUAACCAACCAGCAUUGUUCCCCAGCGUCUGCAGCUGGCACUCGCAAGCCAUUGAAAGAGAAUCCCGUUGUGCUUCUAAAGAAGCCAUCUUGAUUGGAGAUUAGUCUUAUGAUAAUUUCUUUCUAUAGAUAUCCAGUUCAUAUUGCCAAAGCCCCUUGUUGCAUUAAACCCUGUCUUUUCCCACACCUAUUGGUGAACAAAAUGUAGCUGAGAAACCUUGCCUGUUUCUCCAAGGAGUGUCUUCUUUUCUCUCGCUUUGUCUGUUUUGUGAUAGGAAAGGCAGAGUUCACAAACACUCCUUCUAUACCGGUGCCCUUCUACUUAGUCAAGACGAGUAGCCCAUCUUACAGAGUAGGACUAGAAGCUAUGGUGGUGGGGUUUUUUUUAUUUGUACCUUUACUGUUAUGAGGAAACGAAACUAGUUCUUGUGACUCUCACAGUGCACUCAAGCCACAUCAAUAUGCAAGGCAUUAGGGGAGAAAGGUCUCUGUUAGUGGGAUGGUCUAGUAGUUAGAGCAGGUCACUGGAAUCAGAGGAGAUGAUUUCUGUUCCUGACUCUUAAGCAAGUCACUUAAUCUUUGUGUCUUAGUUUCCAACCGGCAAAUGAGGAUGUGACUGAGCCACUUUCUGUAAGCACUUUGAGCCCCUCAGAUGAAAGGUGGCAAGUACCAAGGAAGGGAAACCAGAACAGCUGACUGCAUGCCUAACGUGUGAGCUAGGCUGUAGGGUGGGAAGAUGGGUAGCUAGCAGCAGGAAUGCAUGAGAGAGGCUUGGAACUUGAGAGCAGUUUGCCCUUUGGUACCUCGGUUAGGGAAAAGAGCUGCAUGGACCGGGAAUGUGUCCCCAGGGGUAGGUGUCAUCCUCUUCCCUCAUCCUGCUUCUGCUGACAGGGUGGGAAAGAGCCAGCCCUAGUCUCUGGUGCAUGCCAGGUACAUGAAUGUGCAGAAUGUCUGACUUGUGGCAUCCUUGUCUUUCCCAUUGCUACUAUGUGAUUCCUCAGACUGUAAGAUUAUAGUCACCAGGGGAUAACAGGGUUAGACCUGAGAGAGAUGAUUCCAGAAUGUCUGCAUCUGUUUGGCACUGGAAUGUCACGGUGCUUGCCUUUCCCCUGAUGUUAGAGGACAGCUAGGCUGGAUUUUGCACUGGGAGAAGGGGAGACUUGGAUUCAUGUGUAUUGCUGGGAGCUUGUAGCUGAAGGUCUGACUUUGCUGACUUACUGCUGCCUGUCCUCUCCUGCUUCACACCCUGUGAGAACUGGGGGCGAGGUGGCAAGGGGUGCCAAUGGGUGACUGUCUGGGAUUGAAGCACAGCUUGCUGGUCUAUCGCUGUACGCGUGAAGCAAGAUUGACUUCUACGUUGUCUGAGAUGUCUGCAAAAUGAGCUGCUAGACUUGAAUCCAGAAGAUGUGCACCUUAAUGCCUCUGGGUCUGAGCUUGUGCAGGCUUAUAUAAAUGCUGGCCCUGCUUUGAUCUGAAGAUCACUUCAUUGUUGGCUGCCUUUGUACUACAAGGUAGCACAUGGGCUUUCUCGAAACUUGUGCAUACCAAAAAUGUGCAUGUUGCGAGGGAAUGUUGUCAUCUUAGGCAAACACAAGGCUGGUGAAAGGUGCUGGAUUGACACUGGAAACCGCUGUUCUCUGAUGCACAUGAUGGGCCAUGACAGGGCACUGUCCUUGAGGGCGCCCCCCUCGAAGGAAAGCCCUUCAGACUAAAAGCCCAUUCAUAUCUGCUGAAGGUACUAAAAAGGGGGCCAGUUGUGAGUAAUAUGUUGUGGCCACUUGUCUGCUCAGAAAGUCCUGAGGUCACAAGCUCAUCUCAGACAUCACUGAAUAGCCAUCAGAUAAUCUUAUUUUUGUCACUAUUGACCUGGGCACGGUUUGGAUACCUCACCUAGAUGUGACAGGCUCCACAUCCCACCCUAGAUUCCUUGAACCAUCCUGUCCUUUGGAUGUUUACAGCCCUCAGUGUAGUUCUUUUGCUCUAUCUUCCUUUCUUCUGUCCUCCCAAACAUAGCCCCAUCUCAACACUAUAAAGCAGUUUUUGUAUAAGGAUCUCAAAGCACUCUUACAAAGGUAUUGCUGCCAUUUUGCAGAUGGUGAAAUUGAGACUCAGAUGAAAUAAUUCAUAUGACCUUGUGUAAACUGAGUAUAGACUUGACUUCCAGUUCUAACCAGUAGCCCAUCUGCAUCUAUGCAGGAUUGCUAAGGGCUUUCAAAGCCUGGCUAUGGAAAAUGUAGUCCUAGGGCAAGAAUAUAUAUUUCUUUGUCUUCUUUCCCAGGGUAUUUGUGCUGAUGGGAAGUUUCUCGGGGCUGUAACAAAUGACUUCAGGUUGGGAGGCCACUUGCUGGGGGAGGUGUCAGGACAUGCAUGCAGUAGUGCCUCAUUCCUCUCCAGCCCAGAACACUAUUUUAUGGUUUUAGACUCUUUCACCUACAAUCUGAUUCUCAAACUCUUUCUAUUAAAGCUCCGAGCAGGGAGUCUUCGCACAUUGUCUUCUCGAUAAAAUGCACUGUAGCUGAUAGAUAACUGAGUUAUCUGCUUUCUCGCACCAAAAGUUCACUCUUCAUUACCCUUUUCCAUUGUUAAUGUAUCUUUCUGUCUUUCCCAGAAGUUCUCAGCAGUUCCCAUUAACUCCUUGAUGCCACAAGCUAGCGGUCCCUCUUCCUGGAGCUCCAGAUGGGGUGGAGCAGUGCUUCAGAAUAUCUCAGCUUUCAGUUGAUACCGUUUCCUUUAAGUGGUAUAAGUCAGUGGUUCUCAGACUAAGGCCGCCGCUUGUUCAGGGAAAGCCCCUGGCAGGCCGGGCUGGUUUGUUUACCUGCCGUGUCCCUCGGCCCGCGCUGUUUCUUGCAGCCCCCAUUGGCCUGGAGUGGCGAACUGCGGCCCGUGGGAGCCAUGAUCGGCCGAACCUGCGGAGGUGGCAGGUAAACAAACUGGCCCAGCCCGCCAGGGUUUCGCCCUGAACAAGCGGCAGCCCUAAUUUGAGAACCACUGGUAUAAGUAACAACCAUCUUCAUAACUCUGCCACUAAGAUGUGUAAUCUCAGGCAAGUCACUUCCCCUCCCUCUGUUUCCUUAUCUGUAAAAGGAGGUGAUGUGGCCUCACUUUUGUAAAGCACUUUCAGUUCUGUGGAUGAAAAGUACCAGAUAAGUGCUAAAUAUUGUUUUAAUGUGUUUCUGGAGGCACAGAUUGAUGGUUGUGAGGGGUGUGAACUGCACUGGUGCAGCACUGUAGAUCCUGUGGCUGCUACAUUUUGUAUCUACAGUGAAGGAUUAAUGUUACCACAGGAGUGUGUUGAAAGAAAAGCCUGUCUCAUUCUCAUGCUUGACAUUUUGAUUCUUUUAUUUAAGAAACAAGAAGUAAGGGAAUAGGGGUAGGACAUAUAUUUUCUACCUAAUAUUUUUACUAGGUUAGGAUGAGAACUUGUUAGCAACACAAGAUAAAUACCAGAAUAAACAAGAACUUGUUUCAUGAGUCUGACUUGUAUCCUCUUUCCAAGAUCUCCUAUCAGAUAUCAGUGGUAACUUAAAUCCUUUCAUUAAGAAAAAACAGGGUGCAUUUGUCUUGAGGAGUCAUGACCUAUAUGUGUAGGAGGGUCUGCAUAAAGUCUAGGUUAUUAAUUCAUUAUGCUGAAGUUUCACCUUAGAGCUGUUAAGAUGCUCCUAUGGACUCAUUUGUAUGGACAAUGCUGUGAGCUAAUGGCAAAGGUGGGACGCACUCCUCUCUCCCACUUUGGUGUUCAAGUUGCCAGCCCCACUUGUGAACAUAGACUUUUUCCUUCUGCCUGUCCCUAGGGCCUCAUCCUAUGGCUAUUUUAUCUCCUCUCCCUGAGACAUUAACAUGAAAGUUAAGCCAAUGUGGGUGGCUUUGCAGGGCUGUCACCAACACUUUUUAGUGUGGGUCAAAAAUACUGGUGGGUUUUGUUUUGAUUUAUGCAUUUUUUUUUUUUUUUUACACUGCAUGGUCCUCCCAGGUGAAAUGUUCCUCUGCUAGCUUGAACAGUGGCUGCCAGUGCACAUACGGGUCCGAUCUGAGGCUCCAUGCCUUUGGAUUUCUCGCUGCUCUGCUGCACUGGGUACUCAAUAGCAACACUGUGUGUGUGUGCACCUCCAUACUUGGUCUCAAGCAGAGCACCGGAGAGGCCGAUAUCUUCACUUCCUGAGCCCUUUCCCUCUAUUGUGUGUCGGGUUCUUUAUUCUACAGCUUCGCUUGAGCUUUGUGUCAGAAUGACCCCACAGAAGCCCUUUGGCACUGAGCACUCCUCAAUUCAGUUCAGUUCUGAACUAACUGGCAGGGAAACUCGUGCCUUGAAAAGACUGUGUGUUGGUUAACAAUGGAUCGACUUUAUGCUUUCUGUGACUUUAGCCAUCUUUGAUCUGGCAGUCAAUCAAAAUAAGAUUGGGUCAGUUGUGUGAGGAUUAUAUAUAGCUGUAUUAAGUGACCAGCUACAGAAGUCAUUGUGGGCUCAAAAAUGCAACCUUCUGUACAUCUGUGUAUUCAUCUAAAGGUAGAUCCCUUCUCGAGCCUCCUUUCAGUUAACCUUGAAGCAGUGACUUCCUCUCCACCAUUUCUGCCCUCUUCCUUGGCUUUGUUCCCUUGCAGUUCCAGUGUAAUUAUGGGAGCGUCCUUUUGUUCACAUGCUCUCCAGUGUAUCUGGUAGGCUUGUUUAGGACUUUUCUGACACGGGGGGGAAAAACAGGUUUGUGACUUUCUGCAACUUUUUUUCCGGUCUUUCCUGUCUCUUCUCUUCCACCACCCCCUUUUAUGGGAACCAUUUCAACCCUGGGGGAAAGGGGGUGAAGUCACUGAGGUCUAGUAAAACCGGGAUUGCUUCUGUUAUAUGUUUUUUCUAAUUUAGAAGAGUGAAUGUAGAAGAUGUUUUGUAAUCAAUAAAUCAUGUGCAAAGUGUGA